AUGGGCGAGGACUCUGAGAAGCUUGGAGAAGAGAAUAGAACCAUGUUGCAAGCAGGAGAAGUGCGCAGAAGGCAGGGAGAGGACAGCGAAGAGGAAAGAUCGCACGCCUCAAGGUAUCCGCUCGCGUGGAGUGCCUGCUCUUCGAGCAUCUGAUUAUGAUAUAGUGGAAUUCUGAUGGGCGAGGACUCUGAGAAGCUUGGAGAAGAGAAUAGAACAACGUUGCAAGCAGGAGAAGUGCGCAGAAGGCAGGGAGAGGACGGCGAAGAGGAAAGAUCGCACGCCUCAAGGUAUCCGCUCGCGUGGAGUGCCUGCUCUUCGAGCAUCUGAUUAUGAUAUAGUGGAAUUCUGAUGGGCGAGGACUCUGAGAAGCCUGGAGAAGAGAAUAGAAGAAUGAUGGAAGCAGGAGAAGUGCGCAGAAGGCAGGGAGAGGACGGCGAAGAGGAAAGAUCGCACGCCUCAAGGUAUCCGCUCGCGUGGAGUGCCUGCUCUUCGAGCAUCCGAUGAUGAUAUAGUUUAAUUAUAAUGGGCAAAGACUCUGAGAAGCCUGGAGAAGCGAAUAGAACCAUGCUCCAAGCAGCAGCAGCGCGUAGAACGCAGGGAGAGGACGGCGAAGUGGAAAGAUCGCACGCCUCAAGGUAUCCGCUCGCGUGGAGUGCCUGCUCUUCGAGCAUCUGAUUAUGAUAUAGUGGAAUUCUGAUGGGCGAGGACUCUGAGAAGCCUGGAGAAGAGAAUAGAAGAAUGAUGGAAGCAGGAGAAGUGCGCAGAAGGCAGGGAGAGAACGGCGAAGAGGAAAGAUCGCACGCCUCAAGGUAUCCGCUCGCGUGGAGUGCCUACUCUUCGAGCAUCCGAUUAUGAUAUAGUGGAAUUCUGAUGGGCGAGGACUCUGAGAAGCCUGGAGAAGAGAAUAGAAGAAUGAUGGAAGCAGGAGAAGUGCGCAGAAGGCAGGGAGAGGACAGCGAAGAGGAAAGAUCGCACGCCUCAAGGUAUCCGCUCGCGUGGAGUGCCUGCUCUUCGAGCAUCUGAUUAUGAUAUAGUGGAAUUCUGGUGGGCGAGGACUUUGAGAAGCUUGGAGAAGAGAAUAGAACAACGUUGCAAGCAGGAGAAGUGCGCAGAAGGCAGGGAGAGGACGGCGAAGAGGAAAGAUCGCACGCCUCAAGGUAUCCGCUCGCGUGGAGUGCCUGCUCUUCGAGCAUCUGAUUAUGAUAUAGUGGAAUUCUGAUGGGCGAGGACUCUGAGAAGCCUGGAGAAGAGAAUAGAACCAUGCUGCAAGCAGCAGCAGCGCGCAGAAGGCAGGGAGAGGACGGCGAAGAGGAAAGAUCGCACGCCUCAAGGUAUCCGCUCGCGUGGAGUGCCUGCUCUUCGAGCAUCUGAUUAUGAUAUAGUGGAAUUCUGAUGGGCGAGGACUCUGAGAAGCCUGGAGAAGAGAAUAGAACCAUGCUGCAAGCAGCAGCAGCGCGCAGAAGGCAGGGAGAGGACGGCGAAGAGGAAAGAUCGCACGCCUCAAGGUAUCCGCUCGCGUGGAGUGCCUGCUCUUCGAGCAUCUGAUUAUGAUAUAGUGGAAUUCUGAUGGGCGAGGACUCUGAGAAGCCUGGAGAAGAGAAUAGAAGAAUGAUGGAAGCAGGAGAAGUGCGCAGAAAGCAGGGAGAGGACGGCGAAGAGGAAAGAUCGCACGCCUCAAGGUAUCCGCUCGCGUGGAGUGCCUGCUCUUCGAGCAUCUGAUUAUGAUAUAGUGGAAUUCUGAUGGGCGAGGACUCUGAGAAGCCUGGAGAAGAGAAUAGAAGAAUGAUGGAAGCAGGAGAAGUGCGCAGAAAGCAGGGAGAGGACGGCGAAGAGGAAAGAUCGCACGCCUCAAGGUAUCCGCUCGCGUGGAGUGCCUGCUCUUCGAGCAUCUGAUUAUGAUAUAGUGGAAUUCUGAUGGGCGAGGACUCUGAGAAGCCUGGAGAAGAGAAUAGAAGAAUGAUGGAAGCAGGAGAAGUGCGCAGAAAGCAGGGAGAGGACGGCGAAGAGGAAAGAUCGCACGCCUCAAGGUAUCCGCUCGCGUGGAGUGCCUGCUCUUCGAGCAUCUGAUUAUGAUAUAGUGGAAUUCUGAUGGGCGAGGACUCUGAGAAGCCUGGAGAAGAGAAUAGAAGAAUGAUGGAAGCAGGAGAAGUGCGCAGAAAGCAGGGAGAGGACGGCGAAGAGGAAAGAUCGCACGCCUCAAGGUAUCCGCUCGCGUGGAGUGCCUGCUCUUCGAGCAUCUGAUUAUGAUAUAGUGGAAUUCUGAUGGGCGAGGACUCUGAGAAGCCUGGAGAAGAGAAUAGAACCAUGUUGCAAGCAGCAGCCACUAGAAGCGAGCUGAGCCACUUGUGUGCGAUUGAUUCGCUUCGCCGUCCCCUCCGUGCCUUCUGCGCACUUCUCCUGUUUGCAACAUUGUUCUAUUCUCUUCUCCAAGCUUCUCAGAGUCCUCGCCCAUCAGAAUUCCACUAUAUCAUAAUCGGAUGCUCGAAGAACAGGCACUCCACGCGAGCGGAUACCACAGGCGUGCGAUCUUUCCUCUUCGCCGUCCUCUCCCUGCCUUCUGCGCACUUCUCCUGCUUCCAUCAUUCUUCUAUUCUCUUCUUCAGGCUUCUCAGAGUCCUUACCCAUUAGAGUUCCACUAUAUCAUAAUCGGAUGCUCAGAGAGCAAUCACUCCACGCGAGCGGAUACCACAGGCGUGCGAUCUUUCCACUUCGCCGUGCUCUCCCUGCUUUCUGCGCGCUGCUGCUGCUUCCAGCAUUCUUCUAUUCCCUUCUCCAAGCUUCUCAGAGUCCUCGCCUAUCAGAAUUCCACUAUAUCAUAAUCGGAUGCUCGAAGAGCAACCACUCCGGUGACAGUUCCAUGCUAUGUUCAAACAGCGAGAGAUUUCGCCGUGAAGAAGCUGAAUAAACUUUAUCGGGAUUCUGAAGAAGAAACCUUGUAUCCCAUUAAUUCAUUUUUAUGCUUUCAGGCUCUUUUACAUUAAUUCUCCUUUGAUUGUUAUUGAAAACUCUGUCAAAAUCCAACAAAAGCCACUUUCUGCUAAACAAGGCGCAGUACGAUGCUUCAAAAACCGGCGGGUGUCCGCCGGGCCUCCAAAACCGCUAGCUGAGAAACCGCUAGCUGAGGAUCGCCAAUUUUUCAAGUGCGUCAAGGCACCGGCAAGACGCCUUGUUGGCGUGUUUCUCGUGUUUUUGCCUAUUUUUGCCCAAAAUUUAGUGAGAAACUGCCUAUUUUCGCGCUUUUCAGUAUGUUUCCGAUGUUAAAUAUUUUCAUUUUCUUCCUAGUUUCACUUGUUGACAUAUUGUGUGCAGUUCAGCAUGUUAUUCAUCCGUCCAACCCCCGCUUUCCAUCGAUUCGGAGCCCCCUUCUCUCCCGUUCUGCUCUCUCCUGUUUACACUUUUGUUCUCCGCUUCUCCUCCAGUCCGAGUAGCGGACGCCACGUUUCUCCUUCCGCAACGCGUUGCAUCACUUUCCAUCAUGCUCAAAUAGUGUUUCGAAAUCCCGAAAUGACCUUCAUAUUUAGGGUUCGCGCAGCGUGUUCAUUCAAUUCCAGCAACUUCCUAUGGAAAACAGUCGAUGCGUUUGAAUUGUUUCCGGAUACUCUUUCUCAGUCAGACGACAAAGUAUCCCAUCAAAUUGUUCCCGUUCUCGCUAAAACGCUCGUUCUGUUUCGAAGCUUCUGACAAAUUUCAUUUCGUAAACGGUCACGUACGUAAUAUUCUAUAACACAUUUUGUGCGUGUUCUCUGGCUUAAUUUUUUCAUUCUUUCAGAAAAUGUCAAAAGUUACAACCGACAUGGCCCCCUGGCCCGCGUUCAUUGAGGAGAGAAUCAAGUUGUGGGACAAGCUGAAGGCUGAGUAUGACGCCGGCAUUGCCGCCAAGGAGUCCGAACCGAUUGAGAUUACCCUGCCGGACGGAAAGAUUCAUGAAGGAAAGUCGUGGCGUACUACUCCAUUCGAGAUUGCUGAGAGAAUCUCGAAAGGUCUUGCUGAAGCUGCCGUCAUCUCGAAAGUGAAUGGAGCUGUCUGGGACUUGGAUCGUCCAUUUGAAGGAAGCGCCGCUUUGGAGCUUUUGAAGUUUGACGACGACGAGGCGAAACAGGUUUUCUGGCACUCGUCUGCUCACGUCCUUGGAGAAGCCAUGGAACGAUUUUGUGGCGGACAUCUCUGCUAUGGACCGCCCAUUCAGGAGGGAUUCUACUAUGAUAUGUGGCAUGAAAAUCGUACGAUUUCCCCAGAAGACUUCCCGAAAAUUGAUCAAAUCGUCAAGGCUGCCGUGAAGGACAAACAAAAGUUCGAACGUCUCGAGAUGACAAAAGAGAAUCUUCUGGAGAUGUUCAAGUACAACGAAUUCAAAGUCCGCAUCAUUAACGAAAAGAUCCACACCCCAACGACCACUGUCUAUCGGUGUGGUCCAUUGAUCGACUUGUGUCGUGGACCACAUGUUCGUCACACGGGAAAAGUGAAGGCGCUCGCCAUUACAAAGAACUCCUCGUCCUACUGGGAGGGAAAAGCCGAUGCUGAGUCGCUGCAGAGACUUUACGGAAUCUCGUUCCCUGAUCCGAAACAAUUGAAAGAGUGGCAGAAGCUGCAAGAAGAGGCUGCUAAGAGAGACCAUCGCAAGCUCGGCAAGGAACAGGAUCUGUUCUUUUUCCAUCAGCUAUCCCCUGGAUCCGCUUUCUGGUACCCGAAGGGAGCUCACAUUUACAACAAGUUGGUUGACUUCAUCAGAAAGCAAUACAGAAGAAGAGGAUUCACUGAGGUGAUCACUCCGAACAUGUACAACAAGAAACUUUGGGAGACAUCGGGACAUUGGCAACAUUACUCCGAAGACAUGUUCAAGAUUGAAGUGGAGAAGGAAGAAUUUGGUCUGAAGCCGAUGAACUGCCCGGGACACUGUCUGAUGUUCGGUCAUAUGCCCCACACCUACAACGAGCUGCCAUUCCGUUUCGCCGACUUUGGAGUUCUGCACAGAAACGAGAUGUCUGGCGCUCUCACCGGACUUACCCGUGUCCGUCGCUUCCAGCAAGACGAUGCUCAUAUCUUCUGCCGUAGAGAUCAAAUUUCGGAGGAGAUCAAGGUACUACCAACUCGUUUUUGAUUUUAAUUGCCAAUUGUUUCCAGCAAUGCCUUGAUUUCCUUGAGUACGCUUACGAGAAGGUCUUCGGUUUCACUUUCAAGCUGAACUUGUCGACAAGACCAGAAGGAUUUCUCGGAGAUAUCGAGACAUGGAACCAGGCGGAGGCUGAUCUUACCGAUGCUUUGAAUGCUACUGGAAGAAAAUGGGCGCUGAACCCAGGAGAUGGAGCAUUCUACGGACCAAAGAUUGACAUCACCAUCCAGGAUGCUCUCAAGAGAAACUUCCAAUGCGCAACCAUUCAACUUGACUUCCAACUGCCGAAUCAAUUUGACCUUUCGUAUUUCGAGUAAGUCGUGUCGAUCAGAACGUGUUUAAUAAAUGCAUUUUUCAGCGAUAAGGGAGAGAAGCAGAGACCAGUCAUGAUCCAUCGUGCAGUUCUCGGUUCCGUCGAGAGAAUGACCGCCAUUCUGACCGAGAGUUACGGAGGAAAAUGGCCAUUCUGGCUCUCACCAAGACAGGUGACACGAACUAGUCUCUAAUUGCGCAACCAAGUUUUGUCGAUUUCAGUGCAAGAUCAUCACUGUCCACGAGUCCGUCAGAGACUAUGCAAAUGAUGUCAAGAAUAAGAUCUUCGAAGCUGGAUUUGAGGUGGAAUAUGACGAACAUUGCGGAGACACCAUGAACAAGCAGGUAUGAAAGACAAUGUGUUUCCAGGAUAUGAAGUUCCGUUUUUAGGUUCGUAAUUCCCAGUUGGCACAGUUCAACUUCAUUCUUGUGAUCGGAGCCAAGGAAAAAGAGAACGGAACUGUCAAUGUCCGCACCAGAGACAACGCCGUGCGCGGAGAGAUUCCACUCGACAAACUGCUUUCGAAGUUCAGAAGAUUCGCCGAUGAGUACGUUGCUGACACCGAAAAGGCCGAGGAAUGGGCGUAA
Caenorhabditis sp. 36 PRJEB53466 is the source of this 6010-nucleotide messenger RNA. The record is from the annotation of a GenBank genome assembly. Lineage: Eukaryota; Metazoa; Nematoda; Chromadorea; Rhabditida; Rhabditidae.